Messenger RNA from Colletotrichum chrysophilum, 237 nucleotides. RefSeq lists its product as uncharacterized. The record is from RefSeq and is a predicted model, not a curated record. The transcript has 2 exons. Lineage: Eukaryota; Fungi; Ascomycota; Sordariomycetes; Glomerellales; Glomerellaceae. Bases 1 to 237 code for a protein of 78 amino acids.
AUGGUCGUGAAAGAAUUCCACGACAGGCGACCUCGACGAGGCAGCAAGGACUUCAGCCGCGUCUUCAGUCAGAUGUCCAAGGUAGAGGAUCGUAUUGGAAGCCGCCCCGUAGAUCUUCCCCAUCAGCUUGACUUGCACAUUGCGUUCCGGCACAUCACCCUGGUUGAUGCAAAGAGCAUCGGCCCAAAUUCUGAGGACCCGCGUGGCGUCACGCAUGUCACGCAGCGCGUCAUGUAG